Xiphias gladius (swordfish) is the source of this 1769-nucleotide messenger RNA. RefSeq names its product macrophage erythroblast attacher, E3 ubiquitin ligase (gene maea). The record is from RefSeq and is a predicted model, not a curated record. The coding region runs from base 306 to 1352 and encodes 348 amino acids. Gene Ontology annotation, cellular component: cytoplasm; GID complex; nucleus. The transcript is spliced from 9 exons. Gene Ontology annotation, molecular function: protein binding; ubiquitin protein ligase activity. NCBI's taxonomy places the organism in Eukaryota, Metazoa, Chordata, Actinopteri, Istiophoriformes, Xiphiidae. Gene Ontology annotation, biological process: proteasome-mediated ubiquitin-dependent protein catabolic process.
ACAGCCCCGCGAGUUAGCGCAGUGUCAUCAGAUCGCCCGCUGUCUCUGUGCACUUCAAAAUGGCCAGCGAGAGAAAUCACAGCCUGCUGCCGCACACACGCACUGUUCCUCCAUUCCACACAACGUUAAUGCGACACCACCGCUAAAAGACGAGCCGAAACAAGUCCGGGCUGCUUCCUGUGUUCAGCCGUCUCGGGGAGAAAGAAAGCGUCGUCAUAUAAAGCGCGGCCGUCCCCUACGAGACUCUGAACAAACGUUUCAGAGCAGCUCAGAAGAACAUCGACCGGGAGACGAGUCACGUGACGAUGGUGGUUGCAGAGCUGGAGAAGACCCUGAGCAGCUUUCCAGUGGUCGACUCUGUUGUGUCACUGCUGGAUGGAGUAGUGGAGAAACUCAGUGCCCUGAAGAGGAAGGCUGCUGAGUCCAUCCAAGCAGAAGACGAGAGUGCCAAGCUGUGUAAGCGUCGCAUCGAGCACUUGAAGGAGCACAGCAGCGACCAGCCGGCCUCGGUCAACCUGUGGAAGAAGAAACGCAUGGACCGCAUGAUGGUGGAGCAUCUGCUGCGCUGUGGCUACUACAAUACAGCUGUUAAACUGGCCAGACAGAGUGGUAUAGAGGAUCUGGUGAACAUUGAGAUGUUCCUCACAGCUAAGGAAGUGGAGGAGUCCCUGGAGAGGCAGGAGACUGCCACCUGCCUAGCCUGGUGCCACGACAAUAAGUCUCGCCUCCGCAAGAUGAAGAGUUGUCUUGAGUUCAGUCUGAGAAUCCAGGAGUUCAUCGAGCUCAUCAGGCAAAAUAAACGCAUGGAUGCAGUCAGACAUGCAAGGAAACACUUCAGCCAAGCCGAGGGUGGGCAGUUGGACGAGGUUCGGCAGGUGAUGGGGAUGCUGGCCUUCCCAUCAGAUACACACAUCUCCCCAUACAAGGAUCUUUUGGAUCCAGCCCGCUGGAAGAUGCUGAUCCAGCAGUUCCGUUAUGACAACUACAGACUGCACCAGCUUGGAAACAACUCUGUCUUCACUAUCACCCUACAGGCUGGUCUGUCUGCCAUCAAGACACCUCAGUGCUACAAGGAGGAUGGUACCUCUAAGAACCCAGACUGCCCAGUGUGCAGUAAAUCUCUAAACAAGUUGGCCCAGCCACUACCCAUGGCCCACUGUGCCAACUCCAGACUAGUCUGUAAGAUCUCUGGGGAGGUCAUGAAUGAAAACAACCCUCCAAUGAUGCUUCCUAAUGGAUAUGUCUACGGCUACAACUCCCUUCUGUCCAUCCGCCAAGAUGACAAAGUGGUGUGUCCCAGAACCAAAGAAGUCUUCAACUUCUCUCAGGCUGAGAAGGUCUACAUCAUGUGAUCACUCAGAUAACCCUGUCUGAGUGUUAACAUGAUUGAAUAUGGCCCGUCAUCCGUCACCUGUGACCUGGCCUACUCAGAGAGCCACCUGUGGAGCUGUGAUCCAGUGCCCUUCUACCCCCCACAGAGAGACCCAAAAUGACCUACAACACCCCCUCCCGAUACAUGAUUGACUCCUUUUCACCCACACCCUCCCAUUUUGUCACAAAGAAACUGGCCUCUUCUCCUUUCAGACUGUUUUAGAUGUGGCUAGAAGUCAUUUGAUCUGAUCCAUUCAAGCACAUGGACUAUCAACAUUGUCAUUAUUUUACAGGCCUUCACUCUGAAGAUUAGAGACUAGAGAAAAGGACUGAGGGGGUGAAAAUCUGCUAGGUAGAUGUUUGAUUUUACUACAACAAAUAAAAACUUGUUGAGGUUA